Molecule: messenger RNA, 2893 nt
Organism: Paramisgurnus dabryanus
Lineage: Eukaryota; Metazoa; Chordata; Actinopteri; Cypriniformes; Cobitidae
Gene: rorc
Product: RAR-related orphan receptor C
Biological process (GO): regulation of transcription by RNA polymerase II
Cellular component (GO): nucleus
Molecular function (GO): nuclear receptor activity; RNA polymerase II cis-regulatory region sequence-specific DNA binding; zinc ion binding
Source: RefSeq, a predicted model, not a curated record
CUCGCCGCGCGCCCGGACACAGUCAGUGCGCGGGCACGCGCCAGAGGCCACUCGGUCAAUUUAUCCAACAAGUGCACGUUCUUCUCCUCACACUCUCUGUCUUUGGGACCGGUCAGCAAAUUUUAUUUCUUUUGAAAUGACAGUCACGCACGUUAGUUACAUUGAAAAGACUGCAGGGGCGACUUGAGGAGCCUAUUGACAUAAACUUUAUUUGUUUAUUGACCAAACGCAGCAACUUCUAGGGAAUUGGGAAAAAUGGCGAUGUGCUUGUUAAAACGUUUGCGGCGUCCUAGCCGUUAAAGCAUAAGGUGUUAUUAUUUUACUUAGUUGUAAUUACUUUCAGAGUACAAGUUUGGUUAUUUGAUAUGUUAUUGGUGAGGUAAACAGUAGUCAACAAUAAGGUAAAGAGGUAGGGCGCGUGCUGGCGAAGAAAUCUGACAGAAAGUAAUGGAAAAUGACGAACCCGAAUCACCGGACCUGAGCCCUGCCAACACUCUGAGUAGACGAGGAACUCCAGGGCCUAAGAAAUCCCAUUUGACUCAGAUAGAAGUGAUCCCAUGUAAGAUCUGUGGAGAUAAGUCAUCAGGUGUUCAUUAUGGAGUUAUUACCUGUGAAGGUUGCAAGGGGUUUUUCCGCAGAAGUCAAUCCUCUAGUGUUCAGUACUCGUGCUCCAGGCAGAGUAACUGCCCCAUCGAUCGCGCCAGCCGCAACCGCUGCCAGAGCUGCCGACUCAAGAAAUGUGUCGCUCAGGGCAUGAGCCGUGAUGCUGUGAAGUUUGGCCGCAUGUCCAAGCGUCAGAGAGAUUCACUCAUUGCAGAAGUUGAGAGACACAGACAGCAGCAGCGUCUUCAGGCUAACUCUAUCCAAGAACCGCAGUCUCUUCUAGCCUACCGGCCCGGCAAAGAGCCCAGAGAACAGUCAUCCCAUCUCAUCCCCCCUCUCUCCUCACCAUACCACUAUUCCCCUAUUGAGCCCGACCUGUCAGGUUGCCCAGUAGAGGUUCAUCCUUAUCCGGGGUGCCACGUAGCUGAUUCCCAUGCUGCAGGUCUGGCCUAUAAAGUCACCCACAAGAAGGGUGAAAGCUUUAACUUGUUAACUGGGAGAGGGGUUGACUCCACAAGGUCUACACCAGAAGCCAUCUUAAACAUGCCAGGCAGUGAAAUGAGGUUUCAACCUUUUGACCCAGAGAGCUCAUUCUUUUCCUACCCGACCUCUCUGCACAUAGAGGAGCUAUGUGCAAGUAUUUUACGUUCCCACAGAGAGACGACUCAGUAUCGUCCAGAGGAGCUGCAGGGUCUCAGAUGGAAGGUUUUCAGCAGGGAGGAGAUCCAUGCCUACCAGAGCAAGUCAGUGGAUGAGAUGUGGCAGCAUUGUGCAGUACGGUUGACCGAUGCCGUUCAGUACGUGGUGGAGUUUGCCAAACAUAUCCCGGGAUUCCGUCAGCUCUGUCAGAAUGAUCAAAUCGCUCUGCUUAAAAGUGGAUCUAUGGAGGUGGUUUUGGUUCGGAUGAGUCGGAUGUUUAACACAGAAAACAACACAGUAUUUUUUGAUGGCAAAUUUGCUGGAACAGAACUUUUCAAGUCUCUCGCAUGUAGUGAUCUAAUAGCGAACGUGUUCGAUUUUGCUCACAAUCUGUGUAUGCUGAGACUGACAGAACAGCAGAUGGCAGUGUUUUCUGCUCUCGUCCUCCUCAAUGCAGAUCGGCCGUGUCUGGAAAACAGAGAGAGAGUUCAGAGAGCACGGAGAGAUGUGGAGCUUGCUCUUAAUCACAUUCUUCAUAGGGACAAUCAGGAAACUCUGCUGCAUAAGCUGUACCAGAGGAUGCCGCUGCUGAAGUCUCUGUGCUUGCUGCAUAUUGAGAAACUGCGAUGGUUUCGUCAACUGUAUCCGCUCACUGUACAUUCACUCUUUCCUCCGCUAUACAAAGAGCUGUUCGGCUCCGACACAGACAUCCAGACACUGGCUACUCACUGACACACAUUUGGUUAGCAGAUAGCUGCUGUUUGAAAUGAAUGGCGUAUGCAAUCAGGCUCUAAAUGUACUAUUUGAUAUAAAUAUAUUUUUGUUACGCUGACAAGAACAGAAUAUAAUGUUAACAGAUGUAUGCAAUCAAAGUUUAUAAAGACUUUUGUGCAAAUUCUAUUAGCAUAAAUGCUAUUAAGAUAAUAUUUUUGGUGCAGAGUUGCUUAUAUAUGGGGAUGUAUUUUAACUUUUGCUCUAAUGAGUAAAAUGCUGAUGAACCUUUUUUCAAAGCGUAAAUUGUUUUGAGACCCGAUCUGCUGUAUAAGAUUAAAGUAAAAUGUUGAUAUUUGCAAAUCUCGGAUUUAAACCAACAUUGUUUUUGUCAAUGCCUAGUUUGGACCAGGAAGAAGUUCUGACAUAAGUAAAUAUUGGAAUUAUUUACUUCAAUUGUACUUUUUAAUUCACAGGCAGUAUAGAUGGAGACAGGUGCUUGUCGACUUUUGCCAUGUAAAAUGAAACAUAAUACACUUAUUGCAUUAAUUUAAAUAUGGUCAACUGUUUUGACACCUUACGUGUCGCUGUUUUUGUACUUUUUUCCUCCACAAUUCCACUAAAGCUUGUCCUGGCACAUGUAAUCUUCAUAUUUCAAUAAUUUCACAUGGAUUUUAGAAGAAUUACAUGACUGUGAAGUGUGUUCUCACUGUGUUUUUUGUUUCAUUUUCAACUUUUCAUUGAGUUUAAUUUAAAAGUUGAAUAUUUGGUAAUAUUUAUGCUCAGAGUUUAAAAAAAAUUAGAGUACUUGAAAACUGACAAAUACUAUAAUGCUAUAUUAUAAACGAUGCUUAUUUUAGACAAUUCGAUGUACAACAGUUGUAUUUUGGUUUAAUGCAACUCUUAUAUUUGUAGAAAUCUUAAAAACUUCUCAAAUGUU